Rattus norvegicus (Norway rat) is the source of this 2072-nucleotide messenger RNA. The record is from RefSeq and is a predicted model, not a curated record. NCBI's taxonomy places the organism in Eukaryota, Metazoa, Chordata, Mammalia, Rodentia, Muridae.
UUCUGGCUGGGAGAGACCAGGGACCUCAAAACCAGGCCAGUGUGAGGCAGAGCCAGCCUAGUUCAGCUUAUGUGAUCACCCCCUGGCUUUGCAGGGAGCCAGUGGGAGCCAUGUGUGAAUGGGUGAUGGGUAGGUGAGGGCAGGGUGAUACCAGGGAUGAGACCUGAGCUUCUGGUGGACGAGUUACCAUCCACCAGUAGGGAGCCAGGCUCCCAGGAGGAGAAGAGAACCAAGAGUACCACUUGAGGUAUGCUGUUUGGGGUGCUUGUGAAAGAAAUAGUAGAAAGGAAGUUAAAGGAACCCUAAAAGCCCAGACCUCAGAAGAGCAGCAAGACUGAAGAGCAGGGAGGGUCCUAGGACCAAGACCAGGCUGUAAGUUUUCCAAGGGGAAUUACCAGGCUUGGGAUGCGCCUGGCAGUCUUGUGGGUAAAGUUUGUGGGCAAGGGCAAAUCUAGGGAGAAGAGAAAUUUGCCAAUAGUUCACGACUUCAGUGUGGUCUCAGGGCUUCUGACCUCAGGUCCUAGUCCCAAAAAGACUUGGGGUUUUAGUGAACAUUGCUCCCCCUUUCUAUCCUAAGGAAGGUCUUCCCAAUUUUGUCUUCAUGCUAUGCCACAAUUGGGCCCUACUGAUAAUGUGAAGCCCCUUAGGUACCAUAGUUGGAUGUGUAAAUCAGAGGCUCCGUAUCCCCCUUCAGAACCUGCCCUAUUCUUUCCUGCCCACUUGGCUGCCUGUUCCUAUAGGCACAGACCUUAAGGCCCUCUCCGGAGGCUCUGCCAGAUCACUGGUGGCAGUUUCUAGACUGAUGGUCUGCCAACAAUGUAUGGAUUUGGUCAUUAGGUAGGCUCUUGAGCUGUUGAGUUUGGCAAACAUUUAGCAGUGGGACCUGCCUCUGAGGCUCCCACCAUGCUACCUUGGGAGUCAUCUGAAACCCAGGUACCUAAAACUUCUCAGCCCUAAAAGUCCCCUGGCGCUCUCAGCCUGGUGCUUCCAGUGUCGUGUUCCCUGGGCUUACAGAGCCAGAAUAUACUUGUCCAAAGCUAGAUCAGCAUGGAGCUCAGUCUAUCGUAGGGCUGGGUGCUCCCAGGUCUGGCCUACAUGCCAUACCUCUGGUUAUCUGUGUGAUCCUAGGUGGUCCCAUGUACCCAUCGUCCACCUGGGGACCGUGAACUAUGCACUUUUAGUAACUCCACAGACCUUGAGUUGCUCCCUUCCACUUCCAUGAUUGCUCAGGUGGGCAGGGAGGUGUGCAAGACCACCAGGCAGAGAUUCUGCUUUGCCUACAGGCCUGAUCAUGGUGGGAAACAGUGGCUACCCCCAACUCUUGCUUGUUUGGGUAGUUUUAGGACUCGAGUGAGGCGUUGCCAGCUCGGAGCAUCAUGUUGGAAACACUGUGUUCUCUAGUUCCCAACCUGUUUUCCUCCCUCUCAAGGAGCACGGGCUUUUCUAUGCUGGGUGGGAGAGUACUCGGGCUAGCCAUGGAAACACCCAGAAGCAGGAAUUAGUAGGCCUUUGGAAGAGGUGUUAUCUCCAAGCCGAGUACCACCACGGCCCUGUUUAUGAGGUACCCCCUCUACCAGCUGGGCGGCCCUCAGCUCCGUGUGUUUCGAACUAACUUCUUCAUUCAGUUGGUGCGGCCUGGUACCGCACAGCCUGAAGAUACAGUGCAAUUCCGGAUCCCCAUGGAGAUGACCAGGGUGGACCUUCGAAAUUACCUUGAGCAGAUUUACAACGUUCCUGUGGCUGCUGUGCGCACACGGGUACAGCAUGGCUCCAACAGGAGGAGGGACCAUAAGAAUGUGAGGAUCAAGAAACCGGACUACAAAGUGGCCUACGUGCAGCUGGCCCACGGGCAGACCUUCACUUUCCCAGAUCUUUUCCCAGAAAAGGAACCCACUUCUCCAGACCCUCUGGAAGAGGAGCUACCCCAGCAGAGGCAAAGCAGCGACCCACGGUGCCCUGGUAUCCCUUCCUGGUUUGGCCUAUGACCUCUGACAGCAGGUUCUGGGCCACAGACCCUAGUGAGCACAGUGGUUCUGACAAGCCCAAAUAAAAAUUCUUUGUGGAGAAAGAAA